CGCAGCUGAACGCUUUCGCUCUUGAACGCCUCCCUCACGGGACGCUUUCAUAAUGGCGCAGUUGCAGUCUUGACUUGGCUCCAAGCGUUAGAGGAUGAAGAUCGCUGUGGUGGGAGCCACUGGGCAGACUGGACAGUAUCUGGUCAACCAGGCCCUGCUGCAAGGCCACGUGGUCACAGCCCUCGUCAGGAACCCGGGGAAGCUCACCGUGACUCAUGAGAAUCUCAAGGUGGUGACUGCUGAUAUUUUCUCGGCAGACAGUAUGAAGACUCAUUUCAAAGACCAGGAUGUUGUCAUGUCCUGCCUCGGCUUCCCAGCCUCCUUCUUCACCGGGGUGACGGGCUACACUCGGUCCAUGACUGCUAUGGUCAGUGCGAUGCAAGAGACCCAGGUGAACAGGAUCAUCACCAUGACCUCCUGGUACACAGAGCCAAACUCUGGAACUCAGUCAUCAUACCUGAUCAGAUUCCUCCUGCUGCCAUUAAUCCGAAGUGUCCUCAGCAACAUGUAUGAGAUGGAGCAGCUUCUGCAGAAGACGGAGGACAUCAACUGGACUGUGGUGCGUCCACCUGGCCUCAAGAACCUUCCGGCCACAGCUCAAGAGUUUCUAACCCAUGAGGGAUACUUUGUGCCUGACAACAAUGGUCAACCUCCAGGCAGCGCAGUAGGAAGAGGAGACGUGGCUCGCUUCAUGCUUUCUCUGCUCAACAGCAACGCCUGGGUCAAGAAGGGAGUCGCAAUCACUACUAAAUAACAAAGAAGAAGCCAGGCUCUGUGCUCCAACAUAUUGGCUGUAUCCAUGCAGGGAGACAUUUUUCGGGGAUAUUAAUCUUGCAAUAUUUACAGUGAAGCAUUCAGCGUCUGGUGCAUUAAAUAAUUAAAGUUGUAGUCCUCAGUU
This is a messenger RNA of Pundamilia nyererei, 898 nucleotides long. RefSeq lists its product as uncharacterized. The record is from RefSeq and is a predicted model, not a curated record. Bases 95 to 754 code for a protein of 219 amino acids. The transcript is spliced from 5 exons. Lineage: Eukaryota; Metazoa; Chordata; Actinopteri; Cichliformes; Cichlidae.